Molecule: messenger RNA, 2661 nt
Organism: Trichomonas vaginalis G3
Lineage: Eukaryota; Parabasalia; Trichomonadida; Trichomonadidae
Product: spectrin binding
Exons: 1
Coding region: 1-2661 (886 amino acids)
Molecular function (GO): protein binding
Source: RefSeq, a predicted model, not a curated record
AUGAGCACUCACUUUCCAAUUAAUCCCAAUGUCAAGGAACUAUUUGAUACCAUAGAUCUUCUAUGGUCCAUGAAAGAAGAAAGCCUUGGAGAAAUAUUUGAAAAAGUCAAAUAUUGCAUUGACCAUAAUUAUCUAGACGCGUACCACUUUGCAGAAAUAGGAAAUUUAUUAUAUAUGAUCGAUGUCAGACUCAUAGAAACUAUAUGCAAAUACGAAGAAUCUUUAUUUAUGAAUUACAAUUUAGAAUAUGAGAAUUGUCAUUUUAUUUUCAGACCAAGACUACGUUCAGCACUUAUACUUAUGAAUGUUAUUGUCGAUAUAAUACCUGAACAAUUCGAAGAGAUGACACUUCCAGAUUUAUUAAAUCCAAUCAAAGAAGGAACAAUUAUUCAUGCAUUAGUAUUUGAUAAUCUUGACGAACUAGUUCAAUCUCUUACACUUAGCAGGUCAGAUCCAAAUAGUUUCAUUGAAGAUGACAUUUCAUUUUUAGAUUUUUCAGCAAAGCAUAACAGCUUGAAAUGUUUUGACUAUUUACUAUCCAAAGGUGCCAAAAUCACCAACAAUACGCUCAGAUAUUCCUUAUUUUCAGAUAAUACUCAACUAAUCGAAAAAAUUUUAACCAAAGUCCAGAUGACGAACAGCACCAUCGACACUUGCAUACUAACACACAACAUGAAGUUGGCGACAUGGAUACGUGAUACGAAGAAAAUUGCGCCAAUGUUCCACGAUUGCGCCAGAUUGUAUGACUUCAACCUGAUGUUUGACAAGAUCAACCGCAAGAACAACGUCAACUUCGUCGACAAAGAGUCAAACACAGUUCUAAACGCAUUGGCUAGAUUUGGUGUCACUUUUUUGGUAAAAACCUUCAUUGAUUUCGAAGCGAAGCCAAAUCUUUUGCCUCCGAACGGCUCACUCCCUCUCGUCGACGCUGUUGUCAGCGGUUUCCUGGAUACAGUAAUCUGCCUAAUAAAAUGCGGUGCAGAAAUAAACGUGACAGAUAAAGACGGUUUGACAAUACAGCAUUAUUCGUGUUUUGGGACAUUAGACGUUGUCAAGUACUUCUACAAGAAGGAGCAUUUGCCUUACGAUGUCGUCGACUCUGUUGAAAACUGGACUCCAAUUUUCUACGCUGUAAAAUAUGGAAAAUUUGACAUUGUAAACUAUUUACUUGACAAAAAAGAGAAUAUCAAGAUCAAAGACAAAAACAAGAGAUCGUUACUCCGUGUUGCCGUGGAAUACAAACAGCCGUCAAUCGUCCAUUUACUCCUGAUGAAAGGGGAGAUGGAUCCAAAUGAAAAAUGGGCAAAUGGAUUGACGCUUUUGAUGCAAUCUAUAGACAACAACGAUGAAGACACAGCAAUAAGACUUGUAGAGUAUGGUGCCGAAUUCAACAAAGCUGACAAAGAUAAGAAAUAUCCUUUGAUUCAAGCUUUGUACAAAGGACACUUCGAUCUCGCUGUCGAAAUGAUUUUGAGGAAAGCGAAUGUUAACUGCGCUGACAGAACAGGAAUGACUCCUUUAGGCGUUUGCUGCAAGUACGGUGAUUAUGAUAUGGCAAAGAUUCUCAUUGAAAGAGGUGCAAACAUCAACUGCGAUUUAGGAAAUGGAAUGAAUAUUUUGUACAUGGCAGCAACUUCGCAAAAUUUCAAUAUCGUUGAAUUACUUGCAGGCAACAAUGUUGAUAUGAAUCAGAGGCAGACUUUGUUGGCUCCUCCUUUGAACAUCAUUGUUACAUACGAGAAAUACGAUUUGUUAAAGAAAAUGCUGCAAAUCAAGCCAUGUAACAUUGAUUACACAGGAAUAGGAGAAGUAAAUGCUUUGAUGGCAUCUGUAGAAAUGAAUCUUUGUGAAGCAGUAAAUAUUCUCUUGGAUUACGGAGCAAAUAUCGAAUUUGUAACUAAAACAGAAAAGGAUACACCUCUCUUGAGAUGCUGCAGAUUCGAUUGCAGCGAUGUUCUCAAGGUGUUGAUAAGAAGAGGCGCAAGAUUGGAUGUGAAAUGCGCUGGUGGAUUUUCACCAGUUCACCUUGCAAGUUCUACAAAUUCCUUCAACUCUUUGAAAGUUCUUAUUGAUAAUGGUUGUGAUAUCAAUGUCAAACAUAGCCAGGGACUGAAUGCCUUGGGAAUGGCCUGCACACAAGGGGCUCUUGGCAGUGUAAAGACUCUGUUGAAGGCCGGCAUCGAUGUCAACAGUUUGAACUCUCUAGUUAUUCCUCAUCUCUUCACGAGCGAAGAAAACAUGAGUGAUAUCAGCACGAAAAUCAUUUGUUUCCUUAUUAAAUAUGGUUUGAAUGUAAAUGUCGCAUAUGAAGGCGGCAUCACAAUCAAAGAGCUAGCAUUGUCGAAAAAGAACAAUGAAGUUUUGAGGUACUUGAUUAGAUAUGAUAGAGAUCCGAUGAUUAGACUUUUGGGAUCGAAUUUUGAUCUGAUCGCAAAUCAGCUGAUGCAGCUUCCGCCGUCGUUCGAUGAGGAUGAUUGGGAAGAUAUGGGCGAAUUGCAGUACCACGGAAAGCCUGUUUCAACUGGAAAAGGAAAGCCAGUAAGAGGAAAAGAAAAUACUGACGAUUUUCCACUUCCUUUCCAGAUGGGUGGAUCUGGUGAUGGAUCUGCUCCUGAUAUUGGACAAGCUCUUGGAAGUCUUCUCAAGUUCUUCAAGAAAUAA